CACACACUUCCCAGCAAUGUUUUCACUCCUUUCCUUGGGUCAUUGCCUGUUCCUCAUACGGUAAGUGGAGCUAAAUUUAAUAAGGUCAUAUGAGCUGGUGUCACUGUUCUCACCUGGUGUGGUUUGAUCAAAUCUUAGACGAUCACUGCUGACACUUUGCUUAGUAGCUUCUGGCCAUGAAGACAACAAGAGAACAGCCUGUUUUUUUGUCAGGUUGCCCUAACAUUGUAUAGCCAAUCCUUCUUUUUUGAAUAAAUGUGCUAGAUAUGUGUUAAACAUGUGAAUUCAUAAUGGGUAAAAAAUGUUAACUCAAAUUUGACACUUGUUUCAAAGAAAAGUUUAAUUUAAGAGGGCAAAUGAUAGACUGCAGUGUGAACUACUUCUUAGUUAUGGAGUUAAGAUCAGAGUGCAAGCUAAUUAUUGACACAAGAACUUUUUUCACAGCAAUCAGCAGCAUGCUAAGAGAUCUGCAUGUGUACUGUAACACUGUAGCUGCUCAGUAAUAUGCUUUUACGUGUUGCUCGUCUCAUUUAAAGGGUCUUCUUAUUUUGGAUGAAGUGCUUUUGGGAUUACAUGUGAAAUUAAUUUACCAGAAACUUCGCAAAAGUAUGGCAAUACAAGUGCAUGUGAGUCAGGCGUUGUAUGUGUGAACAUUAUGUGGUAGGGAGGGGCUGAGUGGGAACACAGUACACAGAGAGAGAUAGGGAAGUCCGACCAGGAUGUCAGAUGGACACUGCAGCACCUCGAAGCUUCAGAUGUUCCUCUCUCCUGGCUGUGAUCGUUCUCUUCCCUCCUCCACCAUCAUGGAUUUCUUGUCUUUCGCAGGAGGAUUUAUGAUAUUGAACAGAGCAGUUGCUCUAAGUGACACCAGCUACUCAUUUCAAGUCGAUUUCUGAAACAAGAUAGACUCCUUCAAUAUGCUGAACCAUCCGUCAACUUUCAUUGGUCAGUGCCUCUUACUCUCCCUCCUGUUGGUGUGUUGUUUGAACAAAGCAGCCUGUUCGCCUGGGGAGGGCAGGAAGACUUGGCAGCAACCCAGGCCGGACCCCAUCAUCAAAGACCAGGCUUUCCUUCAUGACGCUUUCCCUUCAGGAUUCCUUUGGGGUUCGGGGACCUCUGCCUUCCAGACAGAGGGAGCCUGGGAUCAGGAGGGGAAAGGCCCAUCCAUCUGGGACCAUUUCACCCACUCCAAUGUCAGUGCUAAUUUGGCAACCGAUACUGCCAAUGUGGCCAGUGACAGCUACUCUCGCUGGGAAGAAGAUGUGGAGGCACUGGAGUAUCUAGGUGUACGAUCUUACUCUUUCUCUCUCUCAUGGCCCCGACUCUUUCCUGAUGGGAAUGCCAGGGGUCAGCCCAAUGCAGCUGCUGUGGAGCACUACGGCCGCCUAAUAAAGAGGCUUCUGGAAAAGAAAAUCGAGCCGGUUGUCACUCUCUAUCACUGGGACCUGCCACAAGUCCUACAGGAGCGAUAUGGAGGCUGGAAAAAUGACACACUAGUGGGACUGUUUGAGGAGUAUGCUGCAUUUUGUUUCCACACAUUUGGGAACCACGUUAAGUACUGGCUCACAAUGCACAAUCCAUACCUGGUGGCUGUGCAGGGGUAUGGGACAGGUGUGCACGCUCCUGGAGAAACAGGGGGUCCUGCUGGCUCUCUCAUUGUGGCCCACAACCUGAUCAGGGCACACGCGAAAGCAUGGCACACCUACAACACCUUUUUCCGUCCAACUCAGAAGGGUAAGGUAUCCAUUGUUUUGGGAUCCCACUGGGUUGAGCCUCAAAGAGGCCAAGCCACAGCUGCUAAUGUUGAGCUCUGCCAGCAGUCAAUAGAGGCUGUUCUUGGCUGGUUUGCCAACCCCAUUUUUGGUGAUGGGGACUACCCAGUCUCUUUAAAAAUCAAGCAUGGUGCCCUUCUGCCCACGUUCUCUCCUGAGGAGAAGCUCUGGGUGCAGGCAACAGCUGACUUUUUUGCUCUGUCUUUCGGGCCUAACAACCUUCGUCUGGGCCGGGGCCUGGUCCAGUAUGGACAGACGGUGGCCCCAGACCUGAGGCGCGUACUGGGCUGGAUAAAGCUGGAGUAUGGGGACCCAAGGGUGCUGGUGGCUGAGGGAGGCUGGUUUUCUGAAGAAAGUGUGGGAAAGGAGGACACUGUAGCCAUUUACCUUAUGAAGAGAUUUAUCAACCAGGUCCUGCAAGCUAUCAAGUUUGAUGGUGUGCAGGUGUUUGGCUAUUCCGCCUGGUCAUUGGUGGAUGGAUUUGAGUGGAAUUAUGGCUUCACUAUUAGGCGAGGCCUUUUCUACAUUGACUUCAGCCAACCAAACCGAACCAGGAGACCCAAGACCACUGCUCAGUACUAUAGGCGCGUUGUCGCUGACAGUGGUUUCCCCAGAGACGAAACCUCCAGAGAGAUUAAAGGUUUCCCCUGCAAUUUUCACUGGGGUAUGGCUGACUCAACUUUACAGGUCCACUUCUACCCUUUCUCACCACAGUUUACUGACCCCCAUUUGUACAGCUGGAACCUGACAGGAGACGGGUCAUUGCGUCCAGUCCCAGGGGUGAUGUUCCACACCAGCCGGGCCCAGUGCACUGACUACUUGGCUAUUCGCGGUCAUCUUCGCCUGUUUGCAUCCACUGGGGCUUCUCACUACCGCUUCGCCCUAAACUGGUCUCUGAUUUUACCCCAGGGAGACCUCUCUAAUGUGAACACUGAAGCUCUGAGGUACUACCGCUGUGUCCUGACUGAGCUCAAGAAGCUGGACCUGCAGGCUGUCGUCAUCCUCUACUACCCCACACACAGAGCUCCAAAUCUGGGCAUGCCUAAGCCACUGCAUGCUUCUGGUGGUUGGCUCAACUACAGCACAGUGGAGGCCUUUCAGGAAUAUGCAGCACUGUGCUACCAGCAGCUGGGCCCCUGGGUUCCAUACUGGAUCACCAUCAAUGAGCCAAACAGACUGGUAGAUGUUUAUUCCAGUGGGGAAGAGACGCAUCACGCAGCUCAUAACCUUCUUUUGGCUCACGCAAAAGCCUGGAGGCUGUAUGAGAGGGAACACUCUAGUCAACAGAGAGCGCUGGUAUCACUCGCAUUACAUGCCGACUGGGCCGAACCUGCAAACCCCUUCCUUGACUCACAUACGGCAGCAGCACAGAGAUUCCUUUUGUUUGAACUUGGUCGCUUCUUAGACCCAUUGCUGGGGACUAGAUAUGAAGAGAAACAUAACAAGGGGGACUACCCGCAAGAAAUGAAGGCUUACCUAAAGGAGAGAGCUCGAUUAACGGGCCUCCCUGGAUCCCCUCUUCCCAGCUUUACUGAGACUGAGAGGGAGGAGCUCAGAGGGACAUUGAGUUUUAUUGCACUGAACCAUUUCACCACCCGUUUGGUCUCUCCAUAUCCCCACAUGCAGGCUUAUUUUCGGCAGAAACAACCACCUGAUCAUGGCUGUCUGAUCCUUUCUGAUCCCACCUGGCCCUUCUCCAGUCUGAGGCAGGCUCUUGUACCCUGGGGCCUGCGGAAGACCCUAAACUGGGUGAGCCAGAGAUAUGGAGAGGCUCUGCCUAUCAUCAUCACAGCCAUUGGGGUUGAUGACCAGGCUCCUGUUGAGGACAAACUCAGGCAACACUUUCUCAGGAGUUACCUGCAGGAGGCCUUGAAAGCUCGCCAAUUGGAUGGAGUCAACCUGCAGGGCUUCUACAUGUGGAAGCUACAAGAUCGACAUGUACCCCAGUUUGGCCUCUUCACCUCAACCCACCACAAAUCCAAAGCCAAAGCCUCCAUUGGCGUCUACAGAGAAAUCAUCACUUGUGGUGGUUUCCCCGAGGAUAACACCAUGCAGACCUGCAGACUUAGUGUGCUGCACGAACCUUGCUCUGUAUGUGCAUGGAUGUUCAAAAACAAAGCGAUGCUGGUUUUUGGAAGUUGUCUCCUAAUAACAGCUGCUAUGUUUGCAGCACUUGUCAUCUUUGUCACCGUCACCAAGAGAAACCAAAAAAGAGGCAGGGGGAGGGGGAUGAACAGGAUGAGCAGGAGACGAGGAAGGGAAGGAGUCCCUGGAUGCUCAUGUCCACCUGUUAAAUACUGACUGUAAUGUUGCAGACAAACUGUGUGUGGCACACUGUCAGAGCAAUGCUCUAUAAUUGUGUUUGGUCCAGUGAUGAUUGUGUCUGUGUUUGUGAUAAUUUUACCAACAAUUACUUUUGCGGGAAAGUGUCUCCAUUCAUUUUACUGUAAUAACAGGUUAUUAGAUGGAAGGUGAUUGGUUAAAAGAAUUGUAAAAUCUAUUUUGUUAGUUUCUACAGUAAAAUGACCAUAAGAUGGCAACAGAUAUAUUGAAUGCCAAAGACUCACACGUUGUUCUUUUACAAAAAUUGAUAAUUGGUUAUGUGAGCUCUGUGGUUUAUAUAUAUAUAGGAGAAGAAAAUGCUUUACUAAAUUGCUCACCUUACCCAUGAAAAUAUGUCAAUGCCAUGAUUGUAGUAUUGUAAUAAAGACAGUCAGUGAUGAUUAUA
Molecule: messenger RNA, 4500 nt
Organism: Micropterus salmoides (largemouth bass)
Lineage: Eukaryota; Metazoa; Chordata; Actinopteri; Centrarchiformes; Centrarchidae
Gene: klb
Product: klotho beta
Biological process (GO): carbohydrate metabolic process; fibroblast growth factor receptor signaling pathway
Molecular function (GO): hydrolase activity, hydrolyzing O-glycosyl compounds; fibroblast growth factor receptor binding; fibroblast growth factor binding
Source: RefSeq, a predicted model, not a curated record